AGUUAGCUAGGCAGUCACGAAAAAGACUUCUAGUGAAAUGACCACUAUCCUCCAAUGACGUAAGUUACCUCUCCUGUUGUGAAAUUGGAUGCAUAUGUGCUGCAGCUUGCUCAGUGUCUCCUCGGUGGUCGUCCCACAGUCUCUUAAGGAAUUGGAAGGAAAAUAUGGAAAAGGCUCGACCUCACUGAGCCUUACGUACUGUACUGAAGUAGCUAUCCACCAACACAGGAUGGUUCAAUGAUACAUUGUCCACAGGGAAAGAACCUCACAGAAACUGUAGGCACAUUCUAGGGAGUAAAAUUUGUAUAAGGGUUGUAGUAUUGAGUAGCAUAAUGACAGUUAUUAACAUUUACAAUGUAUGAUGGUGACAUCGGGAAAUGCAAUGAGUUGGGAGAUAGUACGUAACACCCUAUAAAAACUCUUUUUUGUGACUGCGAACUACUUUCUGUGUUCAUCAUCUUCAUCUUCAAUAAAAGACGAGAGGACGAGUGUGGAUGAUGAGGAUGGAGAGAAAGAGACAUGCAGUGGUAGAGGAAACACAGACUCCAUCAUCUCUCACUCUCUCACAGUGACUCGUGCCAGUGGCAGUGCAUUCUCUAAACCUGUGGGAUUCACAAACUCAGAAGUGUUAAGAUUCAAUGAGAUGGCGAAACUUCUGAUAUGUCUGCUUGUUUUCGGGGCAAUUUUUUCUUAUUCUGUCAGCAAGCGUGAAAAUUUCACAUGUGACUAUAACAUGCUUGAAGAUGCAUUAAAAGAGGAUCAAAAUAAGUUUCUGCUGCAAACAACAUUCUUUCCUCCCAAUGUCGAUAGUCCUGUGUAUGUCACCGUGACAUACAACUUCUCUACUUCCAGUGUUGACUACGUCUGGUCAACUGCCACUCUGUACUUUAUUUUACAUCCAAACAUCAUCGGCUACCUCUCCCUUUUCUUCUCCUAUAUUGAGCGUUAUAGAGUCGUUCAGUUGGAGUUGAAUCUACCUGAAGAGUGCAGCUCUUUAGCUAGCAACACAAACUCUGAUGCAACAAACUUCUUGUUCACUCUAACACACAGGUUGCGGCAUUACACCCAGGAUUCAAGUGAUUUAGAGGACAUCAGGGCAUAUGUUGUGGCUGCUGAGAAGCGUAAGAAAGAUUAUCAGGGAGAUAGUGUUGUACUGUUCUUCUCUCUGAGUAUUGGACUGCCAAUUGCUGCUUUGGUUUUGGUGUGGGUGAGUGUCCAUGGAGCUUUUCCUUACAUCAGAUCUUACCUAAAUGACUCUGAAAAUUUUCCGUGUGUAGCAGCUUUUUAUUGGAUUGGUCAAACCUUCUCUUUAUUUGUGAUUAUAAUGGACAUAAUGGCUUUGGUGGAAAAUUCUAACAUUGAGCAGCACAAUUCCUUGGAGGCUUACCAGAUAGCAUUUAUAUCACUUAUUUUUGUUGCUGAAAUUCUGGGAUUAUCAUUAAGCAUUGUGGUUGCUUUUAUCACACUCCUUUCUCAUGCCAAAGAUACCAAAUGUAAACACUCUUUUGAAGCCUUUGUUAAGUGUUUCAAGCGUUUAAUUGGUUGUGGAUUGCUAUUUAAAGAUAUUGGUAGGAAGGAGGCAAGAGCUUGGCUUUUUACAAGCAGCCUAAUAACACCAAUAAUAGCCCUUUCAUCACAUACUGGAUUUAUCAUUAGUAGUUGGGUGUCUUACAAGGAUAGAAGUAUUGCUAUAAUAUUGCUGUAUAUUCUUGUGUUUGUUUUUUUCUACUGGUCUUUGCAGUAUGUAUAUCGAUUUUCAACCGUCAUUAUUCAUUUAACUUUAAGAGGAAAUGUAGACAACCUUCCUAAGGAUGAUGUAUUAUUAUAUUAUAAUAUUGAGGAUGGCAAUAAUGAUGUUCAUUAUGAAAACGAGCUUUAUGCCAAUGCUAAAGACAGAAAGUUCAUUGGAUUUGAUACUCUUGCUCUGCUCUUAAUGCUAUUAUUUAUCAUUUUUGUCUAUGGCAUUAUUACUUACUUUGUGGCAGGUGUUUUCAUUUUUUUGCUUUCAUCUAUUGACCAAGCACUAAUCGACUUAUUCAAAAUCGGGAAUGAUGGUUUUGUUGUCAUCGUUUUUUUCCUCACUUACAAGAUAUUCUCCAUAACCAAUGGU
Geodia barretti is the source of this 2110-nucleotide messenger RNA. NCBI's taxonomy places the organism in Eukaryota, Metazoa, Porifera, Demospongiae, Tetractinellida, Geodiidae. The record is from the annotation of a GenBank genome assembly.